Messenger RNA from Lottia gigantea (owl limpet), 1965 nucleotides. RefSeq lists its product as hypothetical. The coding region runs from base 21 to 1733 and encodes 570 amino acids. The transcript has 9 exons. Lineage: Eukaryota; Metazoa; Mollusca; Gastropoda; Lottiidae. Gene Ontology annotation, molecular function: dopamine beta-monooxygenase activity; copper ion binding. The record is from RefSeq and is a predicted model, not a curated record.
AAUUUGACGGAUCUCGUAUAAUGUAUACCUUUCGACUCUGGUUUGUGCUGUUGAUAACAGUAUUAGACUCAGUUGAUUCUUACGGUUAUUACAGAGAAGCUAUCCCCAAUGGAGAAAGUGUCCCACAUCCAUGUAAAAGUAAUUAUAUUUGGAAAGGUGUUGGACAUCGAUUGGUAGAAGGAGGAAAAUCUAGAAAUCCUUUUGGUAUGGAUUUUGCCGCAGCUGAACAUAAAUGGACUGCCGAAUUGUGUAAUAAAGAUUCUGAUGGUGAUGGAAUAACAAAUGGACAAGAAUUGGGAGAUCCAGAUUGUGUUUGGAGUAAAGAUCAAAUCCCCUCUCGUACUGUUAACUUAUCACAUCCUGGUGUCUGUGAACCAUGGACUGAUUUUAAAUGUAAAGAUCAACUGAAUUGGGUGGCUUCUACUUGUGAAUUUGAAAAAUUUACUUGUCCGGGAAUAAAUGACGUUGAAGUAAAACAAAAGGAAAUUCGAUUCCCUAUCACACCUGUACCUUCAAAUGAGACCAGUUAUAUUUGUAUGGAAUUUGAUUUGGAUACAAGUGAUGACUUUCAUUUGAUAGCAACUGAAGCAUUGGUUAAUAAUUCCAAUGUAAUGCAUCAUGCUGUUUUGUUUGGCUGUGCUUCAGAUGACCAUGAUAUCAAAGAUACGCCACAUCAAUGUGGAAUGGUGGCCAGUGAUGAAUGUCAACAAAUUAUGAGUAUCUGGGUGUUAGGGAGUGCUGGGCAAUGUUUUCACGAUAAAGUUGGAUUUAGAAUUGGAAAUCAGGGUAUAAAACGAGUCGCCCUGCAGUUUCAUUGGAACAAUCCUACUUUGCGGAAUGAUUAUGUUGAUUCUUCUGGUAUGAUUUUAUAUUAUACUGCUAAAAAACGAGAAAACGAUGCCGGAGUGUUGACAAUUGGAGCCCAAUAUCUGCAUAUUCCACCAUUUACUACUCGUGUUGAAGAUACAUCAGAAUGUCCUGGUUCCUGCACUAAACAUUUUAUAACAGAUAAAGUAUAUGUAGUUUCUGCUUUCAAUCAUAUGCAUUAUCUUGGUCGAUCCCAGCAGAUACAAGUAUUUAGAAAUGGUACAAAAAUAAUUGACAUCACAAACGAUGUAGAAUAUAACUAUGAUAGUCCGGUGAUUCACAAUCAGGAGAAUCCAAUAGAAUUAUUACCAGGUGACACUCUCUCUACUACCUGUACUUUCUCGUCUAAGAAUAAAGCUGCGACGACUUAUUUUGGUGAUGCUACAAGUGAUGAGAUGUGUUUUGGGUUUAUAACUUAUUAUCCAAGACAAAAUGUGAUGCUGGAUUUUUGCACUUCAUGGAAGUCUCUGGCAUUUUGUCACAUCGCUGAAUACCCAGAAGAGAAUCCAUUUAAAGGAUGCAACUUCACAACUUUUGGAACAUUAAAAGAUGACGAAAACUUCAAAUUUACACAGAUUAUUCCCUCUUGUGGCAAUUCGAGCCAAGUUUGUUCAUCAGAAUGUAAGUCGUAUGUUGAUACGAUGUUCGCACACCCAUGUAUGGUAAAUAAUGAUUUACGAGAUUAUUUUUACACUAGAUGGAAUUAUGAUCCUGUAGGUAGGGAACUUGUUCAACUCUUGACAACUUGCUACCUACAAACGACAGAAUCUCCUACAACCACAGACGUCAAUAGCAGUAAUGGUAUCCACCAGAUGAGAAUUUUAAUUCUAAUAUUUGUCAUGUUCAGCAUUAAACUCUCAUGUUGAUUGUAGCAUGUCUUUGUUGUUAAGUACUAUACAGAUUUUUCAUAUUUAAUCUCAAUGACCAACGAGGCGUUUUAAAAAAAUUGAAGCAAAUAAUGGCCAUACUUUGUUUAUUUAGGACAUGUUUAAUUGUUUUUUUUAUUUUAUGAUUUAAUUGUAUCCAUUUUUCAUUUUUGUUUUCUGAAUUAAAAUUUUUGCUUACUAUUUUUCAUUGUUUGCUGAAUUAUUUAAUUCA